Messenger RNA from Electrophorus electricus (electric eel), 2235 nucleotides. It is a transcript of the gene ywhah, whose product is annotated as tyrosine 3-monooxygenase/tryptophan 5-monooxygenase activation protein, eta polypeptide. Lineage: Eukaryota; Metazoa; Chordata; Actinopteri; Gymnotiformes; Gymnotidae. The record is from RefSeq and is a predicted model, not a curated record.
GCCCCCUCCACCCUGUUCGCCAGGAGUGACAGGACGGUUGCAGCAGCUCCAGCUCCAGCUCCAGCUCCAGCUCUCGGUCGCUGAAAGAGUCGUGCGAGGCUCGGAGGAGAGCGGGUCGGUCGAUCGGUCGGUCGGUCGGUCAGGAGAGGAGAAGCAAGCGCAACCUUCCCCAUCGGGCUGCAAACCUGCUGCACAGGCACGUGCGCGCCUGCCCUUACAUUCCGCUCGCGCUUGUCCGCGUUUUGUCCUGCGCGCUUUGCGUGCAACCGACCUUGGGCGGAACGCGCGUAGUACCGAUAAGCCUAGACGGGACAAAAGUCCUUUUUAAGUCGCCGACGAGUCCGGGGGUUUGUUCCGAGGACCGCACACCUCGUGCCCAGACAGCAGGGGAGAACAUGGCAGACCGCGAGCAACUCAUCCAGCGAGCACGACUGGCGGAGCAGGCGGAGCGCUACGAUGACAUGGCCUCCGCGAUGAAACUGGUGACGGAACUGAAUGAGCUUCUGUCCAGCGAGGACCGGAACCUGCUGUCCGUCGCCUACAAGAAUGUGGUGGGGGCGCGGCGCUCGUCCUGGCGCGUCGUCUCCAGCAUCGAGCAGAAGACGGCCGUCAACGGCAGCGAGAAGAAGCUGGAGCUGGUGCAAGCCUACCGUGAGACCAUUGAGAAGGAGCUGGAAGCCGUGUGCCAGGACGUGCUGGGCCUCCUCGAUCGCUACCUCAUCAAGAACUGCGACGACAGCCAGCUGGAGAGCAAGGUCUUCUACCUGAAGAUGAAGGGCGACUACUACCGCUACCUGGCCGAGGUGGCCACGGGCGAGAAGCGCGCCUCCGCCGUCGAGUCCUCGGAGGGCGCCUACAAAGAGGCGUUCGACGUAUGCAAGAGCAUGCCAGCCACGCACCCCAUCCGCCUGGGCCUGGCGCUCAACUUCUCCGUCUUCUACUACGAGAUCCAGAACACGCCGGAGCAGGCCUGCCAGCUGGCCAAGGAGGCGUUCGACGAGGCCAUCGGCCACCUAGACAAUCUGAACGAGGACUCGUACAAGGACUCCACGCUCAUUAUGCAGCUCCUGAGGGACAACCUGACCCUCUGGACCAGUGACCAGCAGGACAGUGAGGGCGGCGAGCCCAAUAACUGAGUCCCUACCUGGUCUGCACUUAUGCUAGCUAUCGUAGUCCACAACCCCCUCUGUUCUCGAUAUCCAUUUGCUUUUCUUUGCUUUCACCAGGGUUGCUUUUGCCUUGUGGACCUUGGCAGCCUGUCUUUUGGUGUUUUUGCUUUCCAAAAACCCUUUUACCUCUAAGUGUUGCUCUCUCGCUCGUUCUCUCUUCGACUUUACCCUCUUUCCCUGUCUUGCGGUUCCUGCAGCCCCGUUCCCAUAGGCCGCUCCUCUCCUCCUCCCAUGAUGAGCUGAUAAUUAGCCUACUGCUCUCCAAGUGACAUUUACUUAGUGUGUUCUCUUUAGGACUCUCCAUGGGGACUCUAAAUCAAUGCUAGAUUAUGCGAUGAGGAAAUCUGAGUACUAUCCGCAGCACUGUCUGGUGCAGCCGCUCCGACUUGCGGCCAGGUUGUGUGGUUGUAACCUCCUCGUGCGCCUCUCCUCUGUAUCUCUUAUCAUGUGCUUAGACGUGUGUGAAUCUGUCUUCUCUUUGACACUGCAUUGUUGUGAACGCUGCUAGUCCUGUGCACUGUGUUUGCCCGCAGCUAACUGGUCAGUCACCUGCCGCCAGUCGUGGGCAGGUCACUGGCUGGAGUCUGUGGGGCAUGAGAGCCUUUGUUUAAGGUUACACAUGCGAUGAGUGAAAGAACACCAUUAAAGACCAUCGCCUGCCGGGGGAGCUCCGACACCCGCCUCCACGUCUAGUGCUUUAUCCACUUUAGUUAGUUCAUGCAUUUGAGUGGUUAAAUGUUAUCUUGUUUUGCUUCCCUCUCACUCACACACACAACACAUGGAACACAGAUGGAACAUGCACACCUUUUUAACAGUCAGCUUCCAUCUAGCAUGAUGGAAGCUGACUGCUAAAAAGGUGUGCAUGUUCCAUCUGAAUGAAGAUGGAUAAAUUCUUUUUUUUAUGUUAACUUUUAAAGUGCUGUUGGGUUUACUCUUAAGGUUUUACAUUCAUUGCUACGGAAAUGUUUCUUUAAUGACCAUAUAAGGGUGUAGUCUUCCACAUAUACGGUGAGGAUUACUCAUUUGUUCUUAUAAUUAAUAAAGAUUACGCAUGUGGUGGUACUGA